Cooperia oncophora is the source of this 1005-nucleotide messenger RNA. The record is from the annotation of a GenBank genome assembly. NCBI's taxonomy places the organism in Eukaryota, Metazoa, Nematoda, Chromadorea, Rhabditida, Trichostrongylidae.
AUGGGGCAAAAUAAAGGUCAUGGCGCGUACUCAACACUGACCACGAUACGCUUUGGCGCGGACAUCCCGUUGCCCAAUAUUACUGAGUCGGUGAGACUCCCACCUCGAAUAAUACUUCGUGAACAUGACAAACAACCCGUCCUUCCGCCCCACCAUAUCGAGUGUACAUUCUGUUCGACUUUGGUAUUUGACCCGGAGUGCUGGCCGGUAGGAGCCAUCUGGGUAACGGCAGUGAUUUUCUACUUCGUCAUUACAGGCUGCUAUGUAUUUUUCUACAUCCCAUUGGUACUAUGGACAUCCAUUCGCGUUUUCCUAACAAGACUACGACGUUUAGGAGGCUGCUUCUACAGGACGAUUCGCGGGAGAAUUCGCCGCGCUCGUCGCAGGCCAACGGUGGAUCUGAUUGAACUACUGGCCCUCGUGAUAAGCCUAACAUCGUUUAUGUACACGGUAUAUGGGUGUAAGGAAGUGAAUAUUUUCUCCCAUCAUAGCACCCUCUGUAGCACUUCAGGAAACCGGCAAUUAUGCAAGGUCCAGUUGUCGGAGGUCCUUAAGAUUAGUCCGUUCAAGCGAGAAGCCUGUUUCAAGAUGAAGACGAAUUCUACUACCGUGCAUGAAAUUCGACUAACUUGGAGAUCCCUCAUGCUCACGUGUGAGCCAGAGACAGACUACUUCACAAGGGAUGUCGAGUAUCGCGUAGUGGACAGCAAACGCUGCCCGCACAUGGGAUCUUGCAGCGGGUUUAAAUGCGCUAAAAUCAAUGGCUCCACCCUCAUUCCUGAGUUGGAGCAGGGAAAUGCAUACCUAGGUACAACCUACUGCGUAGAGUCGUGUGGAGGACCUGGCUGCGACUGCUGGUAUUGGGGAUCAGGAUGCUUAUUCUAUCGCGUAUAUCUCGUCACAGUCUCCAAUGAAACGUACGAAAUUUUUCACUGUAAUCGAUGGAAAGAAGCAACAAAAAUAGAAGUCAUGCAUUUUGACGCGAUAACUAACGGCAGGAAGUAG